Messenger RNA from Cryptomeria japonica (Japanese cedar), 2354 nucleotides. Its product is annotated as zinc finger CCCH domain-containing protein 19. Gene Ontology annotation, molecular function: DNA binding. The record is from RefSeq and is a predicted model, not a curated record. Bases 402 to 2354 code for a protein of 650 amino acids. The transcript is spliced from 8 exons. NCBI's taxonomy places the organism in Eukaryota, Viridiplantae, Streptophyta, Pinopsida, Cupressales, Cupressaceae.
GAAAACUUUUGUGAAUCCUGAUAGCCUAUGCACCUAUAGGCCGUAUUGCCAUUUCUGUUAACCUCUGCAACACAAAGUAAGUAGUAACCGCUCUUAGAAAAUAAAUUCAAGGAAAGCGAUGGUACGAGUAAGUCACAGUAAAUAAAACUGUACUAAAAUCAUCAUAGUUAUUGGUGCACUUGAUAAAUAAAAGUAAUCCUCAGAUUGUACUCACAAAUGUCACACAUUUGUUGCUUAAUGAUUCGAAGCUCAUUCAGAGCAAUUUGAUUAAUGAUGAGAUGGCCACAUCAACGCGCAUCAAAGUUCUGUACAGGCGUGUAAGCGGGAGACGUACAGAAAUAGGAAUUCAUCAAAUUACAGUGACUGCUACUUACAAAAAUAAUGGCUGUUAAAAGAAAGAAAUGGAAGCGGAAAAGAGUAAAGAAAGAUUAGCAAAUAUGAGGGAGACGAGCUUCAAGGCCGAGGAAAAUUAUGGUAAAUGUCGGAGUAAUAGCCAGAAAACACAACGCAGGAAAGAAUUAAAGAGCAGCGAGGAUGUAUGCUUCAUUUGCUUGGAUGGCGGAGACUUAGUUCUCUGUGAGCAAGGAUCUUGUGCAAAAGCAUACCAUCAAAGUUGUGUUAAUCGAGAUGAAGAAUACUUCGAACAAAAAGGAACAUGGAUUUGUGGUUGGCAUUUAUGUAAUGAUUGUGGCAAUCAAGCGAAAUUCUUCUGUUAUACAUGUGAAACUUCUUAUUGCAAAGUUUGUAUCAAUGAAGCUGAUUUUAUCCUCGUCAAGAAAACAAAGGGCCUCUGUGAGGAUUGCUUUAAACUUGUCAACAUGAUCGAAGAAAAUAAGAAUGUUGAUUCAGAGGGAAAUGAAGUAGAUUUCACUGACAAGGGAACUUAUGAGUUCCUGUUCAAGGAUUAUUGGCUUGAACUAAAAGAUAAACACUCAUUAACAUUGGCAGAUCCUCAUAAAGCACAAAUUCAUGAAGACGAUAUUAAGGAUGACACAGAUUCAGAAAGAAUACUUGAGAAAGAUAAUUUAUCAAAUACUGUCUCAGGUAAGAAGUUUGACUUGCAAGAUGAGGCGAAAUUUAAGGAGGACAAACGAAAGCAGUUGAAUACAAAGAGGUCAAGAUAUAAAAGGUCUGAAGAAAUGGAGUGCCAAUUAGAAACCAAGAGUAUACCAUUGGUAAAGAAUUUUGAUGGAUGGGCUUCAAAGGAACUUAUAGAACUAAUUGCGUACUUAGGUGAAGAGACCAAAAAUCCUUUUUCUUGGGUUGAAGUAAAGAAUUUGCUAUUGAAAUACAUUUCCAAGAAUAAACUAAAACAUCCUUUUAAAAGAAAUCAUGUUCUUUGUGACCCAAGAUUGUAUAAGCUCUUUGGCAAGGAUACUUUGCGGCUCCCUGAAAUGUAUAAGCUUCUUGAAUCACACAUAAUGCCAAAGCAGGGAAAUAUUAAAGAUGAACCUCAGAGGGUGGCUGUAACUACUGAUGAUAGUCACAUGGAUAUGGGGGGGAAUAAGGUGCCAAUAGACAUAACCAAGAGAGAGAAAAGACAUAAAUUGAAAAAGAAUGCAGAUGGCGAUAAAGGUCUUACAGAGAAUCUAAACGAAUUUGCUACCAUAAAUAUGCAUAAUGUCAGAUUAAUAUACUUGCAACGAGGUGCUCUUGAAGAUCUUCUGGAAGAUCUUAGAACUUUUAGUGAGAAAGUUACUGGCUCUUUUGUAAGGAUAAGAUUAACAGGAACAAGGAACCAACGAAUGCUGUGCCAUCGACUUGUUCAAGUUGUGGGUACAAAGAAAGUGCAAAAAGCUUACAUAACAGAGAGGAAAACGACAGACCUUAUUCUGGAAAUCUUGAAUUUGGACAAGGAGGAAUACAUUUUUAUUAAUGAAGUAUCCAAUCAUGAUUUCACCGAGGUAAAUAACAGGAGAAGGCAAAAUCAGGAACCUAAAGAUAAUAGGAGUGCAGUUGGGACUCUCAAAGCGCAUCGAGCAGCUACCCACACUGUUGAUCGACCUACAAGACCCACCUUUUUGAGAGAUGAACCUGAAGAAGAAGAAGGAAGAGGAGAUGGGGAGGCUGAGUUUGUAGAUAAUGUUAUGGCGAUGCAUGAUGAGUGGAGUUUGCUACCUCCUAAUCAAGCUGAUCAAGAAGAAUCAGAGGGUGAAAAUGAUGCAAAAGAGCUUGAAAAACUUGAGAAAAUGGAUGUUCAUGAAGAUGAAAAACUUAAGGAAGCACUCCUUACUGGUAUUCAGCAAGAAGGCUCUUUCAGAAUGCAUGGUGUAUUGGCUGGUCAAAAGGUGAUUGCUUUGUUAGAUACAGGUGCCACACAUAACUUCAUCGAUGCCAGGCUUGUGGAGAGAUGA